GAUUUUUCUUCGUGUUGUUAAUAUAUUCAAGUUUGUGCACAGAAAUCGGGUAUUGGCAGAUGAAAAUUCGAUAUUGUUGCACACUUCUCCGAUCUUCACGGGUCUUAACAGCUUCGCCCAGCGGUUUCUGUCGUCAGAGGAAGAUUUACAGCAUGGCGAUGUCGGGUGAAGGCGAUUUCAAGGACUUUGGACCUCUUGUUGGAGCGAUCGAUCAAGGAACUUCCAGCAGUAGGUUUUUGCUCUUUGCCAGUAAAACUGCUGAACUACUUGCCUUUCACCAAGUGGAGGUGAACAGUGUUUAUCCCAAAGAAGGAUGGGUGGAGCAAGAUCCCAAGGAGAUUUUAUCAUCUGUGUAUCAGUGUAUGGAGCAGACACUACACAGCUGCAAAGACUUGAAAAUCAACCCAGCUGACAUCAAAGCUGUUGGAAUUACAAAUCAGAGAGAAACAACAGUGGUUUGGGACAAGGUCACAGGGGAACCACUUCACAAUGCUAUAAUUUGGCUUGACACAAGGACAAAAUCAACUGUGGAUCACUUUGAAGCAAACACCCCAGAAAAGACCCGAGAACAUGUCAGAGCAUUGUGUGGCCUUCCAAUCAACACUUACUUCAGUGCAGUGAAGUUAAAGUGGCUGAUUGACAAUGUUGAGGCAGUGAAAAAGGCUGUAGAAGAAGACAGGUGUCUGUUUGGUACUGUGGACUCAUGGCUAAUUUGGAACCUGACUGGUGGUAAAAAAGGGGGCUUGCACAUCACUGACAUCACAAAUGCUUCGCGGACCAUGCUUCUUAACCUUAAGACUCAAGCCUGGGAUCCAUACUUGUGCGAAUUCUUCAGCAUUCCAAUGUCAGUUUUACCAACUGUGAAGAGUUCCUCAGAAAUAUAUGGGAAACUUGUUGAUGGUCCUCUCAGUGGAGUGCCUAUAUCAGGGUGCCUUGGUGAUCAGCAAGCAGCAUUAGUUGGACAACUGUGCUUUAAUCAGGGAGAUGCCAAAAACACCUACGGGACUGGAUGUUUUCUCCUCUACAACACAGGACAAGAGGUGGUCCUCUCUCAAAAUGGUUUGCUGACAACUGUUGCUUACAAGCUGGGUCCUGACCAACCCACAGUCUAUGCUUUAGAGGGUUCAGUUGCCAUCACUGGUGCAGCUGUAAAGUGGUUGAGAGAUAAUCUCAAUAUGAUCAGCACGGCAUCAGAGAUCGAAACCCUAGCAGCCAGUGUAGAGACUUCAGGUGGUGUGUACUUUGUUCCAGCCUUCUCCGGUCUGUUUGCUCCCUAUUGGCAGACAGAUGCAAGAGGAGUUAUCAUAGGAUUGACCCAGUUUACCAACAAGGCACACUUAGCAAGGGCCACUCUUGAAGCAACGUGCUUCCAGACACGCGAGGUAAGAGAUGGAGUUGAUGCAGUGACUCUCUAACAUAAUCUGCUUCCUUGAUUGUAACCUAGAAACUGCAUUGACAGGUCGUUUAUCUUAGCCACACACCUCCUAUUGUAACCACAGCCACCCCAUCACAACCUCAAUCAUCUGAUCUGACCAACAGCCUAGUUUUAAUACAUAUCACCAUCACAGAUUACCCACAGUCCACUUUAUUUUGGUCACAGUCUUCCCACCUUAGCCACAGUCCUUUAUCUAAACAGAAUCAACCAUUCUAUCUUUAAAAUUAAUAGUUUGUUUUGGCUGCAACCAAGGUUUCUCCUCUUAUAGCUAUGGGUUGAUCAUCUUAACCACAGAUUUACCAACUUAAAGACAGACA
This is a messenger RNA of Stylophora pistillata, 1752 nucleotides long. RefSeq names its product glycerol kinase 3. Lineage: Eukaryota; Metazoa; Cnidaria; Anthozoa; Scleractinia; Pocilloporidae. Gene Ontology annotation, biological process: triglyceride metabolic process; phosphorylation; glycerol-3-phosphate biosynthetic process. The record is from RefSeq and is a predicted model, not a curated record. Gene Ontology annotation, cellular component: mitochondrion. Gene Ontology annotation, molecular function: glycerol kinase activity.